ACCACAAGCUGUUCGAUUAGAAUCCCACCGUAGCGGGUUAGCAAGGUCAACAAAAUAUUGUCGAGAAAUGGGCGAUAAUCUGGGUAAGCAUGGACACACGAAGGAUUGGGGUGCGUUCGUGAGGAUCCCGGUUAUUAUCAGCAGAACGAAUUAAACCGAUCCGAAGCGCAUACUGCUGAUGAGUUGCUACAGUUACCUCUCAGUCGCCGACUAGAUCAGUGUAGAUCGACCAAAGCCAAGAUCAACAAGAACCGUGCCUACUUAGUUAGCUGUACGGCGAGAAAAAAAAAAGAUGAGCAAAGAAAAGGUUCUGUUAGCAUACUCGGGUGGUUUGGACACGAGCUGUAUCCUGAAAUGGUUGCUCGAGCAAGACUACGAGGUGAUCUGCUUUAUGGCCGACGUUGGUCAAACGGAAGACUUUGCAGCGGCACGUGAAAAAGCACUCAAAAUCGGUGCCUCCGAUGUGGUGGUGAAGGACAUGAAGGAUUUCUUCGUGGAAAAAUUUGUCUGGCCAGCGGUGCAGAUGGGAUUAAUCUACGAGGAUCGCUACCUCCUCGGAACCUCACUGGCACGGCCCUGCAUCUCCAAAGGUUUGAUGGAUGUUGCGGCACAGCGAGGCUGCAGCUUCAUUUCGCACGGUGCCACGGGGAAAGGUAACGAUCAGAUCCGCUUCGAGCUGAGCUGUUAUGCGCUGAAUCCAACGAUUCGUGUCAUAGCACCAUGGCGCAUGGAAACGUUCUGUCAACGUUUUCAGGGGCGUUCAGAUUUGCUGGAGUAUGCGAAGCGAUUCAACAUACCGGUGAGUGCCACCCCGAAGGCACCCUGGUCAAUGGAUGCUAACAUUAUGCACAUCAGCUACGAAUCGGGCAUCUUGGAGGAUCCAUCCGUGGCAGCACCGGAGGAGAUCUAUCAGCUAACCCAAUCUCCGACCCGUGCACCGGACGCACCGACCGUUGCUGAGAUUGUGUUUAAAGCAGGAUUGCCGGUGCGCGUUACGGAGCUAGUUAGUGGUCGUACGAUGGAGAAACCGUUGGACAUUCUUGCCUUCCUGAACAAAGCCGGUGGUGAGCAUGGUGUAGGGCGCAUCGAUAUUGUCGAAAAUCGAUACAUCGGAUUGAAAUCACGCGGUGUCUAUGAAACACCCGGUGUAACAGUGCUUCACUGUGCCCAUCGGGAUCUGGAGAUCUACUGUCUGGACCGUGAAGUGCUGCGGGUGAAAAAGUAUCUCGCUGAUCGGAUGGCAGAUUACGUGUACAACGGAUACUGGUAUGCGCCCGAAGCCGAAUACGUACGCAAGUGUAUCCUAGAGUCGCAGAAGAACGUGUCCGGAAAGGUCGUAGUUGAAAUGUUUAAGGGUCACGUAAUGGUCACAUCUCGAGAGUCGAUAAAUUCCGUGUACAACCAAGAACUGGCAUCUAUGGAAGUGCAUGGUAAUUUUUCGCCCUACUCAUCGACAGGUUUCAUUGAGAUUAAUGCUGUCCGAUUAAGAGAACAUCAUCGAGUGUUUGGAACGGCCAACAUGACCAAACAUUUCUCCCGUACGGAAUCGGACAUGAAACUCAUCUAAAGCACGCGAUGUGUAAGAUGGUCAUUGAUGCAUACUAAACAACGAUUUUCUUUGAUUUUAUUUUGAAUUACAUCUUCUAAUAAAAGGUUUAAGUUUUCAAUACAGCAA
This is a messenger RNA of Anopheles funestus (African malaria mosquito), 1675 nucleotides long. It is a transcript of the gene Ass, whose product is annotated as argininosuccinate synthase. Gene Ontology annotation, cellular component: cytoplasm. Bases 293 to 1567 code for a protein of 424 amino acids. Gene Ontology annotation, biological process: L-arginine biosynthetic process; urea cycle. Gene Ontology annotation, molecular function: argininosuccinate synthase activity; ATP binding. NCBI's taxonomy places the organism in Eukaryota, Metazoa, Arthropoda, Insecta, Diptera, Culicidae. The record is from RefSeq and is a predicted model, not a curated record. The transcript has 3 exons.